AUGGACACCCUUCUGACUGCUGAGGUGGCGGCCAACUCGCCCAGGUACCGGCGGCGGUCGAGUACCUUCAUCGACGCCAUCCAUGACUUGCCGGAAAAGGAAGAGAUGGCGCCCGCUCAGCUGUACAGCACUGAGUCGGGUCGCUUGUUCCACUCCGGUCGCAUCGUCAUCGCAACCGUCGGCCUACCAGCCAGAGGCAAAACCCACAUUUCUGUGGCCGUGGCACGCUAUCUCAGGUGGCUCGGAGUCAAGACGCACGUGUUCCAUCUGGGCGACUACAGGCGCGCAACCAUGGGCCCGGGAAGGGAUGUCCCCCAGGACUACUUCUACGUGAACGCCUCUCCAAGCUCUGUGCUCUUGCGCAACAAGAUUCUCAAAAAGUGCAGAGAAGACAUUUACCAUUUCCUCGAGCAUGAGAACGGUCAGGUGGCCAUCUAUGACGCAGUAAACGCUAUCGGCGCAGGACGAGCAGCGCUGGCGAGAGAGUUCGCCAAGCGCCAGAUCCAGACGUUGUUCAUUGAGUCUCAGUGUACCGACGAGAAGAUCAUCGAAGAGAACGUGCGGAGCGUAAAGAUUUCGUCUCCGGACUACGUGGGUUGGAGUGACGAAGACGCGAUUAAAGACUAUCUCCAGCGCAUUUCGUCGCGGAUACCGCACUUCGAAACCAUGGAAGAGCCCGAUUUGCACUGGGUCAAGAUGGUCAACGCCGGCGAGCGCGUCAUUGUCAACAGCUGCAACUUCGGAUAUCUCUCCCAGCGCAUUGUCUUCUACCUUCUCAACCUGCACAUCAAGUCUCGCCAUACUUAUUUCGCCCGUGCCGGAACCACGAGGGAAGAAGACUCAUACAAGGCCGAUGCAUCACUAUCUUCAGAGGGCGAGGACUACGCGCAGAAAAUGAUUGACACUCUGUUGAAGCACCGCGAAGAAGAACGUAAAGUCUUGGCCGAGCAAGGAUCACCUUCAGCUCAACUCAAGCCGCUAACUGUCUGGACGUCGACUCGCCGGCGUACCGUCGAGACAUCUAACCCGUUGGCGCACACGGGCUACCGGGUCAGGCAGCGCAGUCAAAUGAGCCAGCUUCAUCCGGGAGUCUGUGAGAAGAUGACGGAGAGUCAAAUCAGGCGCAAAUUUCCUGACGAGGUCGCAAAACAUGAGGCUGACCCUUACCACCACCGCUACCCACGAGCUGAGUCUUACCACGACCUUGCGGUUCGCCUGGAGCCCAUCAUUCUGGAACUGGAGCGCGAACAGAACGAUCUCUUGCUCAUUGCGCAUGAGAGCGUCCUCCGUGUCCUGUACGGUUACCUGAUGGCUUGCAACGCAACCGACAUCCCGAAGCUGGAUUUCCCUCGUGAUGAGAUUAUCGAGAUCAUUCCCGCCUCGUACAACAAUUCUGCUAAACGUAUUCAUAUUCCCGGUCUUCCCGACAAAAUCGUCCCUGCUUCCCCCGAGGACAUCUCUAUCCCUGUGCCUCCCUCCGGCCUUGUCACUCCCUCUCCACUUGCUUCGGGCCUAGCUACACCUGAUCCGUCCAUGGCCACAGCUUCUGGUAUCACGCCUGCAGCGGGCUCGAUCGCAGCCAGCCUCAGCGCUGGUGACGCUUCCGCGAGACCCCGCAGCGCUACGGUGGGUGGUGAGGUCAUCGGAAAGGGUAGCCAGGGGUUGGCAGCAUUAGCAGCUUCAAGAGGCAGGAGCGGCACAUUGACACCGCAGGAUGGCAGAUCGACACCCCAACCGUUGAACAUCAAGGCGACCCAUGUGGAUCCGAGUUCUUAA
Molecule: messenger RNA, 1776 nt
Organism: Diplodia corticola
Lineage: Eukaryota; Fungi; Ascomycota; Dothideomycetes; Botryosphaeriales; Botryosphaeriaceae
Product: elongator complex protein 2
Exons: 4
Coding region: 1-1776 (591 amino acids)
Biological process (GO): fructose 2,6-bisphosphate metabolic process; fructose metabolic process
Cellular component (GO): cytosol
Molecular function (GO): 6-phosphofructo-2-kinase activity; ATP binding; fructose-2,6-bisphosphate 2-phosphatase activity
Source: RefSeq, a predicted model, not a curated record